This is a messenger RNA of Paralichthys olivaceus (Japanese flounder), 6085 nucleotides long. It is a transcript of the gene pak4, whose product is annotated as p21 protein (Cdc42/Rac)-activated kinase 4. Gene Ontology annotation, cellular component: cytoplasm. Lineage: Eukaryota; Metazoa; Chordata; Actinopteri; Pleuronectiformes; Paralichthyidae. Gene Ontology annotation, molecular function: ATP binding; protein serine/threonine kinase activity. The record is from RefSeq and is a predicted model, not a curated record. Gene Ontology annotation, biological process: protein phosphorylation; regulation of MAPK cascade; intracellular signal transduction.
AAGUGGGAUGCUGCUCCUUCAUGUUGUAUAAUGAGUUUCUCAUGAUAUAAUUUUUGAUAUAUUACAUUUCUGGUGCUAAAACUUUCUUAUUUUUAAAUUUUUAAUCUUCAGGGCCCAGGCCCGCAAACUCGGUUGCCAUGGUGCUUGGCCGCAGUUUCCCGGAUGUAGUAUUUUCCCCCAGUUCAACAUGGCGCCGGCAGAGUGAGACUUCGGCUAAUGUCACACACUUUGCUCAAAGUUGACCCGCCGGUGCUCUUCUGAACGGGGGAAGGCUUCGUCUCCGCGCCGCGGUGGCAGCAGAGGAAAGUUUCUCCGGGAGCUUCAGGGUCUGAUGUUAGGCUGUAGCUGCCUCACCCACCAUCAUGUUCACCAAAAAGAAGAAGUCUCGUAUCCAGAUCUCUGCUCCAUCCAACUUUGAGCAUCGCGUACAUACAGACUUUGAUGAGCAGGAGCAGAAGUUUGUCGGGUUGCCGCGGCAAUGGCAGUCGCUCAUCGAGGACACAGCCAAAAGGCCCAAACCCUUCAUCGACGCAACUGUCAUCACCACUGUAGAGCCGCGCAAGGCAAUCGUACGUGGCAACAAGAUGGGAGUGGACGGCUCUCUGACCUGGCUGCUGGAUGAGUUUGACACCAUGUCCGUCACUCGCUCCAACUCCCUGCGACGAGGAAGUCCUCCCAUCCAACCUCGCAGGGACUCAAGUUCUUCAGGAGGAGGGGGGCAGGAGAAUGGAGAUCCUCACCACAGACACUACUCACACCCAGACAGACAAGACAGUCACCGAACUAGACCAGAAUUCCAGAGUGGAGGUGACCCCCGCCAGGCUCAGCGUGGAGUCCGUCCUCCCCAGAGGGAUGAUGGAGUUCACAGUCGGCCCCAGCAGCAGCCUCGAGGCCAAGAGCCCAGCAGGGCCCACAGGGACAGACCAGGCUCCGGCCCACCCCCUCCCCCUCACAGAGAUAGAGAGUCACGGGACCGGGACCAGGAGCAGGUGGUUCGCAGGGAUCAACCCAGUGAUCACAGACCAAAGUCGAGCUACGUGACACGGGACGGCAGCCCUCAAUCUCCCAGGGACAAGAGGCCUCUCUCUGGGCCCAACAUCCGCACCCCAAACCUGCCAGUAACAGAGGGGGUGAUAAAGACUGCCCAACAGACCACACGACCUUUCAACACCUACCCGAGGACAGACAGCGAGGGAGGACGCAGCCCCACCGGACAGCCGGUUCGAUACCAGGAAUCUUCCCCUCAAAAUGGCCCCUCAAGUGGCUCCACCAGAGGUUCCUCUAGCUCCAAGCCCCCUGUCAGCCACCCCCAUCCUCAUCACACUUCCCACCCAAGCCUGACACCCGAGGCCUCCCAGCACCCACACACUCCUCACCCUAACGUUCCAGCUCCGCGGCCCCCCGUGCCCCCUGGGCCACCAGCGUCAAGUGCAUCGUCCCAGGGCCGUUCACCGCAGAGGGAGCCCCAGAGGGUUUCCCAUGAGCAGUUCAGAGCGGCACUACAGAUGGUGGUGGAUCCAGGCGAUCCGCGAACCUACCUGGACCACUACAUUAAGAUAGGCGAGGGGUCCACGGGGAUCGUGUGUAUAGCCACAGUGAAGACUACAGGGAAACUGGUCGCUGUGAAGAAAAUGGACCUGAGGAAACAACAACGCAGAGAACUCCUCUUCAACGAGGUGGUGAUCAUGCGGGACUAUCACCACGAGAAUGUGGUGGAGAUGUACAACAGUUACCUGGUGGGAGACGAGCUCUGGGUUGUCAUGGAGUUCCUGGAGGGCGGAGCUCUCACUGACAUUGUGACACACACCAGGAUGAACGAGGAGCAGAUUGCCACAGUGUGUCUCUCUGUCCUGAAGGCAUUGUCUGUCCUCCACACACAGGGUGUGAUCCACAGAGACAUAAAGAGUGACUCCAUCCUCCUCACUCAUGAUGGUCGGGUGAAGCUGUCAGAUUUUGGGUUCUGUGCUCAGGUGUCUAAGGAAGUGCAGCGCAGGAAGUCCCUGGUUGGAACACCUUACUGGAUGGCACCAGAGCUCAUAUCCAGGUUGCCUUAUGGACCAGAGGUGGACAUCUGGUCUCUAGGCAUCAUGGUCAUAGAGAUGGUGGACGGGGAGCCGCCGUACUUCAACGAGCCACCGCUCAAAGCCAUGAAGAUGAUUCGAGACAACCUUCCUCCCAAACUGAAGAAUCUGCACAAGGUCUCCCCUGUGCUCAAGGGCUUCUUGGACAGGAUGUUGGUGCGAGACCCCGCUCAGAGAGCCUCGGCCAGCGAGCUUCUCAAACACCCCUUCCUGGCGAAGGCUGGUCCACCAUCAUGCAUCGUCCCUCUGAUGAGGCAGAACAGGAUGAGAUGAGACAUGUGACACUAACACCCUCAGCACCGUGGAGGGCUGCGUGUGCAGGUUCAGAUGGAACAGAAUACUCCUGCACACGCACCAGUGGCCCUCAGAGGCUACGGAUGAGAGUCUGAUGGGUGUUUCCUGGGUGUGCCGGAGUAUUCUCUUUUUCUUAAGUGAACCACUGAACUGUGAGGAGUGUAUUCCCUGAAUAAGAAGCAUGUUGGUGUGAGUGAGUGAGUGAGUGAUUGUGUGUGUGUGUGUGUGAGUGAGAGAGAAAGAGUGAGAGCUCUCACUUGGUGAAGGUAGAGAACAGCAGAGACGCCACGAACUGCCUCUCGAAUCAUUUCAGCUGACUUCUUUAAUUUCAAGGUCCUGACCUGGAAAGAUUACGGACUGUGGCUGUUUUUAUUUUUUCCAUUUGGACCUAACCUGGAUUUUAAGUGUGAUGGUUGGGUUUUGCACACCAGUUAGAUACUUCCAACGAGCCAAGAGCCCCUUGGAUAAUUUUAGAUCUAGUGGAAGCGACAUUCUAAUCACACUAUUUGACAGUUUGGAUUUUCAGCUCUACGAGAACGUCACUCACCGAUGGAUUCCAGACUCUGACACUAUCCUCAUCACACCCAGAACUUACUACUGAGGGCUGAACUCUAAUGACUCAGAAAGGAGCCAGACAGACUUUAUUUUGUAGCCAUAAAAAAUACUAUCUUUCCCGAAAACACACUAAAAAGAGGUAAACACUGGAGUUGUGUUUUUUUUUUUUUUUAACAGAUAAAAUUUUCUUAUUUUCUCCUUAUUUUCCUGUGUAAGUACAAUGAACAUAGAGAGAUAUAUCAGUUGUGAUGUUUUACUAUCUCUAUUUUGUGAUUGCUUUAUUAUUAUGAUUUGUUUUCUGGUUUAUUUUAGAGUGACAUGAUGUUUUAUGAAGCACUGUUGACGAGAGAUAGAAGCUGCACUCCCAUUUGAUUCCAGCACACAGAUAAUAGACACUAUAGACAUUUUAUUUUGUUUUUAGACCAGAUGAGAAAACAGACUUUUGACCUUUAACCUUAGAUGAGCAGAAAUGGUUUUAGAGAAACAGAAAAAGCACAGAGAAGAAGAGGGUGAGAUACACCACACUGAAAAAAACACAUUAAGGAGAGUAGUUUGUUUUUCCAAACUUUGUUUUUAUGUAGAUUUUUAAGUAACUCGCUCCACAAGCUGAGUCUUCUGAGGUAAAAAAAAAAUAAAAAAAUGAGCACAAGCUGACAAACACAAAGCUAUUUUCAUUCUGUGGUGAACGUCAGCUUUCUUGUAAUGCAGUCGCUCUCCUUCAACAAACACUGCGGCUGCUGUUCUGAGUAAAUGGUCAGCUGCUGACGUGAAGGUGCGCUCAUCGCUUGUUCACUUGAAUCGAUGUUUGAUUACCGAGUUAAUGUGUCUGCCAGCCCAUAGAUCCACCUCAGAGUGUCCGAGAGUAAAAGGAGCAAACUAAAGAUCUUUUGUCAUCCAGCGAUCCCUCGUUCACCACCAACAACUCUUAAUGUAGCAAACAGAAACGCUUCCGAGAUCGGGGGAAAGUGUUUUGUUUAGAUUCAUAUAAUCUGUCAUUGAAUGUUGUUGCUCAAUCAUCCUCCCAAAGUCGUCAGCGCGCUGAACGGAACCACAGAGAAGUAACGACGGUUCGGUUUGUGCCCAGUCUGGUACUUAUACACCACUUGUGUCCUGAGAGGCGUCUUUAUCAGCAGACAUCUGUAGUUACACACUGUACCCUGUAGCAACGCACAGUCAUUUAUACACCGGAUGAAAUUAAAGAUAAGGCCGCUGCUCUGUUAAUUAAUCAUUCAUCUCCCUCAGAGUAAUGAGACGCAGAGCUGCACAUAAACAGCCCGCGGAUACUUUGUCCCUGCCACUUUUUUUUUUUUUUACUUCAACCUGCACUUCCAAGAAAUGUCUGGUUGUUGAUUCUUCCCCUCUCUCCUUGGCAGCUCACCGGACUGAACAUUUUCAGCGGUGUCUGUUUUAAAUGUGUUUCCGUGUUCGUAGCCAGGAUGAGCCGAGCUGAAUGAAAUGAUGGUGAGUGACAAUCAGGUGUCGGUGAGGUCAUUCAGUCCAGGAUGUGGUUUAAACUUUCUUGUUUUCUAGUUUGAGAGAAUGUUUCCUCAAAAUCCGAAACUGAAAUUUGAACAUUGAUCCCAGUUGAAUCCUUUGUUCAUCACUCAGUGCAGUUUGAAUAAUUAUUAACAUUUGUCGGAGAUUUACAACAAAUUGAAAAUAUAACAAAGCUGAGAAUUGUCAUCAGGUGGAAAUCACCAGCUAAUAUUAGGAAUUUUAAAUUUAACUGAUUAUCAAUCCCACAGUUUGGCAAAUCAUCAUUUUGACCAUUGAGUCAUGAUUUUUGGAGAGAAAACGUGGGAAUUAUAAAAUAUUUAACAAAAAUAAACGAGCACAAUUUUGCUGUCAGGCUGAGAUUUGAUAAAUUGGAAAACAUUUCCAGAAAGUCAAUACUGUGACAGAAAGUUAUUAUCUUUACUCGCUAUGUGGUUUUGUCCUUUUCUCAAAAUAUUGAUUACGUUUCGCAUCAUUUAUUUUCCAAACUGUGGCCUUAAUGCUCAUUUUUAUUCUCUUUGUUCGGGUGUAAACAAAAACUUUUUUCUGGUAAAACAGACGUCGAUGUUGUUCCUGUUUAGUCUCAUCUCACAUUCGAUCAGUCGUGAAUAUCAAUGGGAAAAUCUUAGACCGACUGAUGAUGCUCAUUAGUUCGACUGUAACAACAUUUUGAUGGACCAGAUUCUACUGCUGUGUGUAUGUGCACAUGCUUCUGUGAAGGUUGUUUUGUGUGUAUAUAUAUGUGUGUGUCUGUGUGUGUGUGUGUGUGUGAGACGACAUUUAUGCCUCGUCAUGACUUCAUGCCUUAACACUUACAAUCACUACUUGGUGGAUUAACAUGAUUCUGACACUACGACUGUUAGUGAUGGUGAAAGUAGACGUCCACAGCGCUUUUACUCUCCCAUCUCACACAUCUGUGAUGUCUUCAGGUUAUUUUAAUGUCGUGUGGGACGGCUGGUGUCUGCAUCUGAUGAGUUUUCAUUGACAUUCAGCACAGUUUUCAACUUGCUUACCAAUGAAGAUUAAGGUGUUUUUAGGUUUUAUUAUGUGGUUACUGAGUGCCUCAAAGUGUCGGCCGACUUCUCAUCUUGAUGUUUCAUGACGGAGAAAAAAAGGUCUUGUCGAAAGUGAUUUUUCAAGAAGCAGAACUCCUGGCAAUGUUUUUUUUUUUUUUUGUGAGUCUCUCGCUGCUUCACACAACAGAGCUUCCAGCUGUUUUCUGUUGGUUUCUUUACUAAUGGCCAACAAGCAGCUGAGGUGCAGCUGUUCAGGGUUUCGUUUUCUGCUCACAGACGUUUCUGGAUUUGUUCUUUUUAGAUGAGAAGCCUUGGUCCACAGUGAACGUGUGGAAACUGAGGCUCAUUUCUGGUGUCGCCAGAGACAACGACCACUACUGAGCAACUCGCUCACUCUAUAAAACAUGUGACAAAAAAACAAAUGAAUUCUUCCUCCUCAGACAGACUGUUGUUAUUCUCAUUGACUCACCGCCUGUUUAAAAUCUGAUGUUGAUCUGUUGUAGUUUUGACAUAAUGUUGUCAAACAUCAGAUUCAGACAAAUGUACCUGCACCAUCUUGUUUUUGUAAAUUUCACUGGUAUUGUAAAAACAUAGAUUUCACGUUGCAAAUGUUACUUUUUUUUGCAAAUACAAUUUUUGUAAAAG